CAUAAAUGUCAGGGUGUUGUCAUACUCGUGUCAAAGUAAGGUCUCCGAGAAUACCGUUAUGUAAAGUCAUUCAAGUGUUUCUUUAAUGAGAAAUGUCUACAAUAUUUUAGCCUUAUUUCUCAAUUAAACGGAUCUUUUCCUGCGUUUGUUGCCAAGUUGACACGUGGGAAGAUGGCCGAUCAGAGUGAUACCGUACCACCGAGAGUAUCCAGGCUUUCGGUUACAAGGCAAUAUUUCAAACACAAAACUGUAUUUUAUCUAAGUAUAGUCGAGAUAUUUCUUGGAGUUGCUAGCAUUGCAUUUGGUUUGACCGCAAUAUUUGUGGGAUGUUACGCAUCUUUCGUUGGCACCGCAAUCUGGAGCGGCACAAUUUUUGUUUCAUGUGGAAUACUGGGCAUCUUAGCUGCAGUGAUAAAAAAUAAUGGCACGCUAAUCAGUGCUAUGGUCAUGGCUAUUAUAUCUACCAGUGUGGCAGUAGCACCCAUCAUCCACGCAAGCUAUUCCAUGGCAAAUGAACAAGAAGACACGUGUUACGAUUAUGAAUGUAACUGUUAUGACUGGUGUCAUACUACCAUCAGUGUAAGACAAGGCAUCAAUUUAUCAAUCUUGCUGGUGGCUGUCAUCGCAUUACCCAUUUCUCUAACUAUUGCUAUAUUAUGUGGAAAACCAUUAUGUUACGUAACAAAGCCAAUCAUACGCCCUGUUCCAGACAUACGUACCGGACCUACCCAAGGGUGUCCACUGAAUAUAGCUGGUCACACUGGUGGUCAAGAAUUCAUUGUUAUACCAUGCACCAAAGAAAAUGUAAAGAAGUUGGGUGUUUGGAUAUCGUCAAACGACGAGCAGAACGCAGUUGUCAACUCAUAUGACACUACGUCACAUUUGCCAGAACAACCAGUGUACGAACGUGGCGACUCGAAAGAGGAAGUAUUAAACCCUGCGUUUCAGUGA
Saccoglossus kowalevskii is the source of this 951-nucleotide messenger RNA. RefSeq lists its product as uncharacterized. The record is from RefSeq and is a predicted model, not a curated record. Gene Ontology annotation, cellular component: membrane. Lineage: Eukaryota; Metazoa; Hemichordata; Enteropneusta; Harrimaniidae.